UGUACCUGUCAGUGUGCUGACUGCAGCGCAGGGUAUAUCGCCUAGAGAUGGGUUCCCUCGGUCGGACGGGGCUGCGAGCCCUCAUGCUGCUGCUCUCUGUGUGCUCGGCGCGCGCUCUGCUCCCUUCUGAGCAGCGGGAUGGCCGCAGUCUGGUGUGGCAGCGCAGUGCGCCACUCGGCUCCCGGGUGCGGAGGAGCGCCGUGCCCGACAAGUCGCCCAGCAGUGAUGGGACCUGCCGGCCGCCCAUGGCCUUCCAGGACGUCCUCGAAAAGGAAACGCACCUGGGCAAGUUUGACCCCAGUGGAGAGCUGUCUUUGGUGUGGGUUGGAGAUGGAACAGGUGUCAUCCUUGUGCUGACAACUUAUGAGAUUCCUUUGAUUAUAAUUUCCUAUGGACAGUCAAAGCUGUACAGGAGCGAGGAUUACGGAAAGACAUUUGAGGAUAUAACAUCUCUUAUAAACAACACCUACAUCCGGACAGAAUUUGGUAUGGGUUUGGGUCCUGAGAACUCCGGAAAGGUGGUGCUGGUAGCAGAUGUGUCAGGAGGGAGCACUGGUGGUCGUAUUUUCAGAUCUUCUGACUUUGCAAAGACUUUUGUACGAACAGAUUUGCCCUUUCACCCUUUGAGACCCGUAUCUUACAAUCCUGAAGACUCCAAAUGCCUGAUGCUCAUCAGUGUGCAUUAUGAUUUGUGGAUAUCCAAGGACUUUGGAGAAUCUUGGACGAUAAUCCAUAAAUCUGUGUGUUCAGCCAAAUGGGGACCCGGGAACAUGAUUUUAAUUACGACAACAAGUGCUAAUGAAUCUUGUUCGGACUGGUCUGGAAUGGCUCUGUCAUUAACUAUGAAAAGGACAUCUGAUUACGGCAAAACAUUCAAGGUGCUAAAGGAACACGUUCACUCUUUUGGCUUAUGGGGUCGGUUUCUACUUGCCUCUGUGAUGGAAGAGGACAGAAUAAAGAGAAAAAUCCAUGUAUCUCAGGACCAUGGGGACACCUGGAAUGUGGCUCAGCUCCCGUCUGUUACACAUGAGCAGUUUUAUUCCGUAUUGGCAGCCAAUAACGACAUGGUGUUUAUCCAUGUAGAUGACGAGGGAGAUACAGGUUGUGGAACAAUUUACACGUCUGAUGAUAGAGGUAUAGUUUAUUCCAAAUCUCUGGAGAAACAUCUGUACACCAAGACAGGAGGAGAGACUGAUUUCACUAAUGUAACAUCCCUGCGUGGUGUUUUUAUGACCAGUGUACUCUCUGAAGAUAACUCUAUCCAUUCAGUCAUUUCAUUUGACCGAGGAGGUGAAUGGAGCCCCAUCAAUAAACCUGAAAAUACAGAAUGUGACUCAACAGCCAAAGAUAAGGCAAAGUGUAGUUUACACAUACAUGCCCAAUACAGCAUGUCGCAGAAUCUUGCAGUCCCGCUACCACCAUUGUCCGAGCCAAAUGCUAUAGGAAUAGUUAUUGCUCAUGGCAGUGUGGGAGAUGCUGUGUCUGUCGCGAAUCCCAAUGUGUACCUUUCGGAUGAUGGUGGUUACUCAUGGACCCGGGUGCUGCUUGGUCCUCACCAUUAUGCAAUCUUGGAUUCUGGAGGGCUUAUUGUGGCGAUACAACAAAGCGAAAUGCCUGUCAACACAAUCAAAUUUUCUACAGAUGAAGGCCAGUGCUGGUUCUUCUAUAAUUUUUCCAAGGAUCCUCUAAUGUUCACAGGUCUGGCUUCUGAACCAGGCGCCCGUUCCCUAAAUGUUACUGUAUGGGGAUAUCAGCCAGGUUUUCUUCAUCGCAUUUGGUUGUCGUAUACUAUAGACUUUGCUGUUCUUCUUAAGCAAAGCUGUGAAAAUAAGGAUUAUACCCCAUGGUUGGCACACUCUACAGACCCAGGAGCACCAUCUGAUGGAUGUGUUUUGGGUUAUAAAGAACAAUAUCAACGCCUUAAAAAAUCCUCCAUGUGCCAGAAUGGCCGGGAUUAUCUAGUCGGCCGGGAAUCUGUUAACUGUAGUUGCACUCUGGAUGACUACAUGUGUGACUUUGGAUAUUUUCGUAAAGAGAAUGAUUCCACAUGUGUGGAGCAACCUGAACUCCAGGGCCAUGAGCUUGAUCUGUGUAUAAAUGGUGAAGAGGAGAAACUGACUACAAAAGGGUAUCGUAAGGUUCCUGGGGAUAAGUGCACUGGCGGAAUAAACCCUGUUCGCCAAGAAUUGGACAUGAAGAAAAAAUGUACAAAUGACCUUUCUGAUAGUUCUCAGAAGACACAGGAAAAAUCUGCAACCAGCUCUGUCGCACUGAUUCUGUCUGUAGUGGUGGUGCUCUUAGUUGCUGUUGCUGCAGCUAUCAUGAUAGUCAAGAAAUACAUUUGUGGGGGGAGGUUCCUUGUGCACAGAUACUCUGUUUUGAGGCAGCAUGUGGAUACCCAAGGUGAUGAGCAUUUGGAUACUAAUAUUGUGGAAUCGGGCAGGAGAAGUGGUUACCACGAUGACUCUGAUGAGGAUCUUUUGGAGUGAUGCUGAAAAUAUAAUUGACUGAACCAUGUGCAAGAUUCUUCACAAUGUUUCUAAAAUGGAUUUACUGUAAGAGGACACUACUGUUACAGUACAAUUCCAGAUCCUUCCUAUUUUAUCCACUGCUGGGUAAACAGAUGCCUGUGAAGUGACGUUCUGUGAAAUGAUUACUUGAAAAUGUAGAACUUGCUUGGGUGCUGAAGUUCUAGGAAUCCUAUGAAUUUAAUAUAGCUUUUUUAUUUUUUUUUUUAUUUUUUUUUACAACAUCCUUCUGGAACUGUGAUUUGGUGGAAGAAAAAUCAUAUAGUAAGCGGUGCAAUUGGUACUCUACAGAUGCUUUAUUCCAGCGCAUUUAAUUCUGGCUCAGGUCACAUAAAAGCCUUUUUAUUUUCUGUACAGACAUGAGCUGAAGGGUAUCAGUCAUUGGCUCCCUCCAUCUUUAGAACUGGUUACAUGGAAUGGACUGAUCAUUUAUUUUAUGUGUCCUAGGGAUGCAGUUUGGACCCUUCAUACCGAGCAGGAACUUUGUUCUGUACAGAUCUAGCAUUUGUAAAGCUUGUGAAAAUUACAGAGCAAAAUUCCCUGAGGAAAAACUAAAUUAUAAUAUGUCUCUGGGGGCCAAAAAAACAUAAAUCACUGAAUUGUAAAUAUUACCCCUUUAAAACUUAACCUUUACUGAUUCUGUUAAAAU
Messenger RNA from Bufo gargarizans (Asiatic toad), 3177 nucleotides. It is a transcript of the gene SORT1, whose product is annotated as sortilin 1. The record is from RefSeq and is a predicted model, not a curated record. Gene Ontology annotation, molecular function: protein binding. Gene Ontology annotation, biological process: endocytosis; vesicle organization; Golgi to endosome transport. Bases 48 to 2489 code for a protein of 813 amino acids. NCBI's taxonomy places the organism in Eukaryota, Metazoa, Chordata, Amphibia, Anura, Bufonidae. Gene Ontology annotation, cellular component: Golgi apparatus; membrane. The transcript is spliced from 20 exons.